UAAAUUUUCUUUGAUUCCCAAUUCCAAUAAGUGUCAAACCUCCAAGUCGUUGCCAUUUUAUAUAUAUAUAUAUAUUCUUCUUGUUGUUCUGCAACGAAAGCAUUUGAUUCUAAAAUAAUCCUUUUUUCUUGUUCAUAUACAGUGUAAUAUUUACCAAAAUUUUUGCCCAUCAUGCAGAAAAACAAUCCAUACAACAAUGACAUUGGAUCAUCACUUUCUAAUCUAAUAUUAAGUGGUGGCCGGAAUGGUAGAAACACUUUAGAUUCAAUCUUUACUCAUUGUUCAUCAUCAGUAACUACUUCUGACUCUAUUCGUCAACCACUCGGGUCUUCUGUUUACUUGAAACAAAGAGAUUUGCUUCAAAAAUUCUCUGAGCAAAACAUGGGUAAACUCAGGCUGUCGAAUUUAAAAACGACAAAUGGGCUAUUCGCCCAGUUUCCUGACUAUUGUGUCAACCCAUACAAAAAGAAGCUCUAUAGAGGAGUAAGGCAAAGGCAUUGGGGUAAAUGGGUAGCUGAGAUAAGACUACCUCAAAACAGAAUGAGGGUGUGGUUAGGGACUUAUGAGACGGCUGAGACGGCGGCUUAUGCUUAUGAUCGGGCUGCGUAUAAGCUACGUGGUGAAUACGCACGGUUGAACUUCCCAAACGUACAAGACCCGAGUCAGUUGGGGAUCAUUGGAGAUACUCAGAGGUUGAAUGCUCUUAAGACUGCUGUUGAUGCCAAGAUUCAAGCCAUUUGUCAGAAAGUCAAAAGAGAAAAAGCCAACAGAAUUAGGAAUAAUAAUAAUAAUAAUAAUAAAAAGAAGCCCAAAGAGAUUGAUGAAAGUGUUGGUUGUGAUGAAGAGAGCGAAAAGGUUACGAUUUCAUGUGGUGGAAAUGAAUUAAUGUCGUCAUCACCAAGCAUGUCUGAAGAUGGGUUCUACUGGAAGGAAGAUAGUUCACAGUGUUCAGCCUCGGGUGAGUCAAAGGCGGUUGCAGAAGGUGAUGAGUCGGUGUUUGAAGGAUGCUCUCUCGCUCGUUUGCCUUCAUAUGAUCCCGAGUUAAUUUGGGAGGUUUUAGCAAAUUGAGAAAAUUUGUAGCUUGGGCUGAAACUAAUCUUCCAAAACGUUAUUUAGAGAAUUUUGGCUACUUUUUUUUUUCCAGUUUUAUGUUAAGCUAAUAUUAGUAUUCAUUGAUAAAUUUUCUUGAAGAUAA
Erigeron canadensis is the source of this 1195-nucleotide messenger RNA. RefSeq names its product ethylene-responsive transcription factor ERF061. Gene Ontology annotation, biological process: regulation of DNA-templated transcription. Lineage: Eukaryota; Viridiplantae; Streptophyta; Magnoliopsida; Asterales; Asteraceae. Gene Ontology annotation, molecular function: DNA-binding transcription factor activity; DNA binding. The coding region runs from base 172 to 1068 and encodes 298 amino acids. The transcript has a single exon. The record is from RefSeq and is a predicted model, not a curated record.